This is a messenger RNA of Mixia osmundae IAM 14324, 720 nucleotides long. RefSeq lists its product as uncharacterized. The annotation marks the transcript as partial. The transcript is spliced from 2 exons. Lineage: Eukaryota; Fungi; Basidiomycota; Mixiomycetes; Mixiales; Mixiaceae. The record is from RefSeq and is a predicted model, not a curated record.
AUGCUACCAAACCCGCGUGCACUCCGCCGGGAGAAUCAUCAGACUUGGCGCGAGAUCGCGAUUGGCCAGCUCUCACGCUAUUGCACGGGAUGUCAGAGGCCGUGCGAUCCACCCAUUUUCGCCAGACUUGAUUCGCGCCUGCCUCACGGCUUCGUCGGAGGGUUUUGCCGCGAAUGCUUCAAGUCCGCGACAGCUGCAACACGACUCACUAGGCACCCAGCCAAGCACACGCGCAUUUACUGGCAUGCUCGCGAAGAGCGCUACGGACGCUACUACACGGCCAGUGAACGACGCAAUGACGCUUUCCAGAGACAUGUAGAUCUUUUCCGCGUCGCGCCCGGUCAGCCUGUCUCAAGGCUCGCUCAGCUCAGAUCCCCCUGCAGACUUUGCGCUGAUCAGCGUCUAGUAGUUCUGCAGCGUCGCUGGAUCGAGUUUCAGUCGUGGAUCCUAGGGAACUCGUGGACACACCUUCGCGCGGCGCGUCGGUUGCGAAGGCAGCAAGACGAGGACGAAUGGUCCCAUUUGAGGGUCAUCGCAUCCGAUCGCCCGAAUCUGUGGCAAAAGUAUGCAGAGGCCGAUGAGCAGCGCCCUCAUCUGAACGUUAAGAAGCUCGGUGUCGCCCUGACCAAAGCCGAGAUGAAAGUACUCUCCCGCACCUUUGGUCGACCAUCACUGCAGAAGGGCGACCCUGACUACACGUACGAUUUGACAGAUAUCAUC